This is a messenger RNA of Rotaria socialis, 1356 nucleotides long. NCBI's taxonomy places the organism in Eukaryota, Metazoa, Rotifera, Eurotatoria, Philodinida, Philodinidae. The record is from the annotation of a GenBank genome assembly.
AUGACGUGCUGGUUCGUUUUUCCAUCCUCCCUAACAGGUAAUAGUCGUCGAGUUGAGCUUGCUGGUAUUGAUCUAUGGCUGUUCUCACGCACCGAUCAAGUAUUCGUUUAUCCGUCUCAGUUGGAUAUCGACCGAUUCAAGAAUGCACUUAGUCGCACUCUCUCAGUGUGGCCUCUCAUUGCCGGUCAUUUGCUCCUACUCGAUGAUGGCCACUACGUGAUCGAAAUGUCGGACAAUCCAAUACCCGUCACUUACGCUGAAUGCAGUGAGUUAGCUGCUUGGCCUUUCGACUUCAAUAUUGUUUCAGAACUGCAUAAAAACCUACUUGCAUCAUUCAUUGACGAAGUACAAGUUAUAAAAUUAUUUUCUUCUUCUUUGCAUGAACCUCUCGUUCGUUUGAAACUGACUCGUCUAGUACAAAGUGGUGAAUGGAUUUUGGGAGCAAGUUGGGCACAUAUAUUAGGUGAUGCUGCAUCCUUUCUAAACUUUUUAAAUAGCAUCUCACGUUUUUAUCAAAACUUGGAAUCGAUUGGCACAUUGCCUGUAUUCGAACGGCGCCUAUGGCGAGAAGAUGAAGCGGAUAAGUCUCUUCUACCUAUUAUGAAACAUCUAAGUCAUGCUGGACCAUUACAAGAAAUGUUGCAACUUUUUUGCAGUUGGCAAGAGACACACGACCAACUGACUCUGCGCUUCUCAGGUGACCAACUAGCCAAAUUACGUGAAUUAGCCGGUGGCAACAAUGUAACCAUUCAAGAUUCACUUUCUGCCUACCUGAUUUUGACACUGAAUACUCAUUGUUAUGUAAAUGACCAUCAACACCGCAUUCAACGCGCAAACACAGUUGUUAACUUCCGUGGUGUUUCCGACUCGAUUGCUCCAAUUGGACACGUCUCUAAUGCUAUAGUUAUGAUGCUAUCCGAUGAUUUUUAUGAUCCAUUAUCUCUGUCGAGCAUCGCCAAAACAAUUCGUCAUUCAAUUAUUCGAGUACGGGAUUCAAAAUUUCUGGAGCCAUGGCUCGCCACUGCUGAUGGCUUAAUGAGAAAAAUCGCACGAGAAAAUCUAUUGGCUAAUUGGGGGCAGUUUCCGAACGAAAUAAUAAUUAAUUCUAAUUUCAGAUAUGAUUGGGUGAGCCUCGUAGACUUUGGUUACACGGACAAGUGUCGUCUCUAUACAACAUGGACAGGCCCAUUAUAUUUUCGAGUAUUUCGUCUAAAUCCUGUUUAUGACGGCACUCAAUGGUUGCCAAGGGAUCAAGAUGGAGCCGAAGUUGCUUUUUUAAUUGAAAAAGAUAUAAAACAAAUAUUUAUUCGUGCAUAUCAGAAAGAUAUUGAAGAAAAUUUUGCAAAUGUGAAGUGA